AUGGAUAGUAAUAAUAAUUUGUCAUAUCAACGUAUUCUUAUUGAAAUCGAAAGUUUGACCGAAGAAUCAAUCCAAUUGGUUUAUGAUAUUUUUCUCAAAGGAUUAAACAAAUGUACUCAAGAAAGUAGUCGAAUAUAUUUUAUUCACUUGAUGAGUGAUAGUUUAAUUAAAAGAUCAGAUAAUUUGUUAACGGAUACAAUAAUACUAAAUCAUGGUUUAUACAUUUAUUUUCAAUUAUACUUAUCCAAUCUAUUAAAAUUGUUGCAUGAUGAAAAGAAAUUGAAUACACAAAACAAAGAACCAUUUCAAAGUGUUACAAGACUCUUAACAAAAAUAAUUAGAGCAGCAAGUAAAAAUGAUGAAAAAGUAUAUGCAUUAAAAACAUGGUUAUUGAACAAAACAUUUAUGACCCUUUUAAACUAUUGCAUUGAGGAUGUAUCAGCAGAUGAUUAUUACAUGUACGGUGAUUCGACUCUACCGAGUCUUGGAUUGUUGAUUGAUGCAUUUCAGCUAUUUCAAAGUGGUAGAGAAGAUAUUACCGAUGAACCAAAUUUAAUGAUUCUAUUAGGAUCGGUGAUAAAAUGUCUAACAUCAGAUGAUUAUUUAAUCACAUUUAAACAAAUUAAAAUGGAUGAAACAGAAUUUACAAAAAACGAAAAAUUUUUGUUUGUAACAUGUCCUUUAUAUCUAAUUGGCUAUGUAGGAAAACAACAGGAAACAUUAUAUUAUUCAAUGUUGAAUAGAAUGAUUGAACAGUAUAACGUACUAUUUGAUAUAUUCGUACCAUAUGCAAAAUGUUGGAAACAAAAACAUAUGUUAGCUCUAAAAUAUAUCAUCGAUAUAUUAAAUGUUGCAAUUAAAUUUGAAUCUUGUAGAUUACUUAUUUGUGAAAGAUUUUCAAAAAUCAUCAUUCAUAUAAUGAAUAUACUGAGUGAGCCCAAUUUAUUGAAAAUUAGAUUAACAGAUAAUCCAGAAAAAGAACUAAUCUUAUCAUCUAUUCAUGUUUUAUUAAAUUUAAUACAUGAAGAAAAAAUUCUAACAAUAGUAAAAGAUAAAAAGUCAAUACAAAGUAUUAUUAAAUUAACAAAUUUAAAAAAUCAUCAUAUACAAUUUGCUGCGUACCGCAUAUUAGCAAAUAUAAUGGACGACAAAAAUCUUAAUGAAACAUUGGUUCAUUCAAACAAACUAAAAACAUUCUUUAUUGAUCCGUUACAAGAAGCACUCAACCAAGAGUGUAAAUCAAAUGAGUUUAUUAGCUCAUUAUUAUUAACUUUGAAAGAACUUAUACAACAUAAGGUUAUCGAACAGGAACUUGUAGAACAAAAUGGUUUAACAGUAUUAGCUAUGUGUAUCAAUGAAGAUAAUCCAUUGAUUUUACGAAUAUCUCUUGACAUCUUAUCUAAAAUAAUUACUACUAAUCAACAAGCAGCUCAAAUACUGAUGCAAAAUGAUACAUUUGUGGCACAAUUAAAAUCAUUAAUAACGUCGUCAUAUGACGAUGACAUAAUUCGCAAAAUGGCUCGAUUGAUCUGUACAAAUCUGGGAAAAGACGAGUUAAGAAAAUCAUCAAAAGACUGGUCGACUGCUAAUGUCAUGGCUGUUAAACAAUUUUUUCAGCGACGACAACCAAAACGACAUGAAGAUCUGAUCAAUAUAGCGUCAACAGAGGCAAAUACAAUAUCAGAUUUUGUGCCAAACACUGAACGUAACGCUGCUCGGAGACCACCAAGUAAAUCGGUGUUAUAUCGUCAACAAGUCGAGGAGACAAGUGUAUACAUAGGAGAAGGAGAUAAAUCAUUUGCUACUACUAACACUACCGUAGUUCGGAAUUCUAAACGAUCCUAUGUGAACGAUAUAAUGAUUAGCUACUCUCAUAAAGAUCAACAAUUGUGUCAUCAAAUAUAUGAUCAAUUAAUUAAACACAACUUUCGGGUAUGGAUAGAUAAACAGAAUAUGCAUGUCGGAGUUUUACAAUCAAUGAGUUCGGCAGUAGAAAAUUCAGAAAUUGUUCUUCUCUGUAUGUCUGAUGCAUACGUAGAAAGUCCAAGCUGUGAACAAGAGGCAAAUUAUGCUUGGCAGUUAAAACGUCAUUUAAUACCAUUGAAAGUAAAGACAAAAUUUAAAGCAGAUGGCUGGCUGGGUAUUUUGAUCUCGGGCAAGAUCUAUAUCGAUUUUACGAAAACAUCCUUCGAUGAUGCUUUUACAAAAUUAUUAGACGAAAUUCAACAUCAUCAACAAAAAGAAUUAUUUACAUUAAAUAUUGCUACAAAUUCAAGUGUGAAUGUUGAACAGCAAAUCACGGAAAGAUCUUUUACUUCUUACACUGAUAAAAAUAUUGAAUGUUGGACAAAAGAGGAUGUCUCUAAUUUUUUCAAAGAUGAACCUCUUCAUAUUAUGAAACCCCUUUUUGAGAAUAUGGAUGGACAAGCAUUGAUAGAAUUCUACAACAAUUAUGAAAAUGGUUUUGAAGAGACAUCCUACCAGUCAUUAUGUACUCAGUUAUACCAGCAACCUUACGGUGUUCAAUUACCUGUCAACAGCUACUACAUCUUUCUUGGUAAACUAAAACGGUAUAUACCUGUUGAACCUAUAAUACAUACGUCCUCACUACCACCACGGCAAAGAAUAACGUUUAGAGAUAAAAAUCGCGGUUCCAGUUCCUCAUAUGGAACCGAAACAAAAGAAAUUGCGGUUCUCAGCUUAGAACCAGAAAAUAAUGUUUCAGGCAGUAACAAUUCAACAAAAUCGAAUUGA
Messenger RNA from Didymodactylos carnosus, 2754 nucleotides. NCBI's taxonomy places the organism in Eukaryota, Metazoa, Rotifera, Eurotatoria, Philodinida, Philodinidae. The record is from the annotation of a GenBank genome assembly.